CUCGCCGCGGUGACGCGCUCAGGAGCCGGGAAGCGGGCGCGGGGCAGUGCGGCUGGGUUAAUUGCCCAGAGAGUGAACCUCUCGCUGGGGCGCCCGGCGGAUACUCCGGGGCUGGCAGGUGCGUGGCAAGUGCACCUGGCAGGCGAUGGCGCCCGGCGCGAGCGCCCCGGGUUAGUGCCGGCGAGGUUACUGGGCCCCGGCGCGCAGGCCGGUCUUCCUCCCAGAUCUUGGCGUGUGCCCGGGUCCGUGCAGGCAGCAAUGGGGCUCCUGCGGCUGCUCGUCCUGGUUGUGCUGGCGUCGGAACGCAGUAUGAUGACUGGAGGAGCUGAGACGGUCGGGAACUCUAGCAAGGGUUUUCUCGAAUUUUCAGUGGGGAAAUUUAGAUACUUCGAGCUCAACAGGCCCUUUCCAGAGGAAGCUAUUUUGCGUCAUAUUUCAAGUAAUGUGACUUUCCUUAUUUUCCAAAUACACUCACAGUAUCGGAAUACAACACUUUCUUUUUCUCAGACGAUUCUUCCCAAUACCUCAGGAACAGGCAAUGACAAAGGCCUGGUUUUUAUUCUUAAACCAGAGCAGAGUAUGUGCACUUGGUAUUUGGAGACCACAGAUACAGAACCUGUUCAAAAUGUGGCCGUUCCACUCUCUUACUCAGAAAGAGAUCCUAUCCCUGGAGGCUGUAAUUUGGAGUUUGAUUUAGAUAUUGAUCCCAACAUUUACUUGGAGUAUAAUUUCUUUGAAACAACUAUCAAGUUUGCUCCAGCAAACCUAGGCUAUGCAAGAGGUGCAGAUCCUCCGCCGUGUGACGUGGGGACAGGACAGGACUUCAGGUGGAGGUUGCAGUAUGAUGUGUAUCAGUAUUUCCUGCCUGAGAAUGACCUCACUGAGGACGGGUUGCUCCAGCACAUGCAGCGGAUGGCCCAGGUGCCCCAGGUGAAGGCCAGUGCUGUCAAGGUGGUGACUCUAACAGCCGAUGAUAAGACAAGAGUUUCCUUCUCCUCCCUCUGGGGUCAAGGAGUCAUUUAUAAUGUCAUUGUUCGGGACCCAUUGCUGAAUACAUCUGCUGCCUAUGUUCCUGCUCACACAUACGCUUGCAACUUUGAGGCAGUGGAGGGUAAUUGUGCUUCCCUUGGAAGAGUAUCUACCAAAGUGUUCUUCACUCUUUUUGCCGUGCUUGGUCUCUUCAUUUGUUUCUUUGGACACAGAUUCUGGAAAACAGAAUUAUUCUUCAUAGGCUUUAUCUUCAUGGGAUUCUUCUUUUACAUAUUAAUCACAAGACUGACACCUGUUAAGUAUGAUGUUCGCCUGAUCCUGACAGCUGUAGUUGGAAGCAUUGGCGGGAUUUUCUUGGUGGCUACAUGGUGGCGAUUUGGAGUCCUCUCACUGUGCAUGCUGUGUGUUGGACUCGUGCUGGGGUUCCUCAUCUCCUCAGUGACUUUCUUCACUCCAUUGGGAAACAUAAAGGUUUUUCGUGACGAUGGUGUAUUCUGGGUGACUUUCUCUUGUAUAACUCUCCUCAUUCCAGUCAUUUUCAUGGGCUGCCUAAGAAUACUGAACAUCCUGUCUUGUGGCAUUGUUGGCUCAUAUGCGGUGGUUUUGGCCAUUGACAGUUACAUGUAUACAAGCCUUUCUUACAUCACAUUGAAUGUACUUAGGAGAGCACUCCACACGGAUUUCCACAGAGCUUUCACAAAUGUGCCUUUUCAAAAUAAUGACUUUAUUAUCCUGGCAGUAUGGGGGAUGCUGGCUGUAAGUGGAAUUACAUUACAGAUUCGAAGAGAAAGAGGGCGACCGUUUUUCCCUCCCCACCCAUACAAGAGGUGGAAGCAAGAGAGAGAGCGCAGAGUAACGAACAUUCUGGAUCCAAGCUACCAUAUCCCUCCACUGAGAGAGAGGCUCUAUGGCCGAUUAACCCAGAUAAAAGAGCUUUUCCAGGAGGAACAGCCAGCUGGAGAGAGGACACCCCUCCUUCUGUAGAUGGCAUGGGCUUGGUCAGUCUGCCUCAGCUCUGGAAUUCACAUCCAGACUGCUUUAGCAAUCCCUGGUGCAAGUCUAAUAUGGGAUCAGCUCUGCAUGAGAUUAUGGUGUCUUUUUUGAUAUGUGGUAACGGUGCACUAGGGAGUUAUGAUUCUAAGUGACAGAAUGAGAAGGAUAACUGAACAGUUGGUGGUAGAGAGGCUUUUCCUUAUUUUCCCUUAUACAUGGGAAAUUACUUUUUGGUUUAUAAAUAUAUGAUCAACAUAUUCCAUUAAAUAGACACACCCCAAAAUAAUAAUAAUAAUAAAAAUAAAAAACAAUGAUUCCUCUGAAAA
Molecule: messenger RNA, 2309 nt
Organism: Sciurus carolinensis (gray squirrel)
Lineage: Eukaryota; Metazoa; Chordata; Mammalia; Rodentia; Sciuridae
Gene: Tm7sf3
Product: transmembrane 7 superfamily member 3
Exons: 12
Coding region: 259-1974 (571 amino acids)
Source: RefSeq, a predicted model, not a curated record